This is a messenger RNA of Drosophila ananassae, 854 nucleotides long. RefSeq names its product putative gustatory receptor 92a (gene Gr93d). Lineage: Eukaryota; Metazoa; Arthropoda; Insecta; Diptera; Drosophilidae. The record is from RefSeq and is a predicted model, not a curated record. Gene Ontology annotation, biological process: sensory perception of taste. Bases 15 to 854 code for a protein of 279 amino acids. The transcript has 2 exons. Gene Ontology annotation, cellular component: membrane.
UUUGUCAACUAGUCAUGCUCUCUUUCUACAUCUACAAAUACAUUAUGUGGACUCUGGAUAGACUCGAUUGGCUGGACCAGGUGCAAAAUUAUAAAAGCCUACUGCUUUCCAUCUGGAGCUUUUUGGGACUGAUGGGAAUGAAAAUCUUUCAUGGAUCAAAGGUGAUAAAAUUGGUCAACAGAUAUCUGCGCAUUUUCCAUCGAGUUAGAACUCUGCCCGUGGAGAAGAAAAUUGGAUUUGGAAAUAGUAGAGACUUUUUUCUGAUUCUUUUGACACUGUGCUGCCUAUGCCACGAGUUUGUCUUCUAUUCGGAAACAUUACUAUAUAAUCAUACGUUUGUGGAUAUUAUAGAUUGGUUCUGCUAUGUCUACGUGGUCACUGUCAAUCACAUCAUGAUGCGGAUUCAUUUUUUCUGGUACCUCAGUGUGGGAGUUUUAUAUUCUGACCUAAACGAAUACGCCCGCAGCGAGGUAAAGAACUUAAGUUUUCCUCGAGGAAACCAAAGAAAAACUCUACGCCGAUUAAAGGAGUGUCUCAAAAUGUACGAGGAAAUUGCUUCCAUCACCAGCACUUUCCAGGAUAUAUUCAAUUUUCAUCUUUUCUUGACUCUGGUGCAGAUAUUUUUCUACGUCUCAGUUUACUCCUACGACAUGAUACAAUUUUUGAAUUUUCAUGACAUCUGGAGGUGGGGAUUUUUUCUAAAAAUUAUAAUGGAUUUUCUUCUAUUAAGUGUGGCUAUCCAUGGAGCCGUAAAUCAAUUCAAGGGUAUUCGCGAUCUCCAUUUUGAAAUGUGUGGCUUUGGCGGAUGCCAGGAAUGGCAAAAAAUGUUGGAAAAUGAAGAGGAAACUGUUUAG